AAAAACAUAAUAAAGAUGACAUUUGACGUUACAAAACAAUGUAAAUAUUUUUCUCUGUGAAAUAUUACAAAUACAAAGUAAUUUCAAUUAUUUAUCAUAGAUUUGUAUGUUUUGUCGGUGUUUAGACAUGUUUCGUGUUUAUAAGGAAUAUCGUGUGUACUUCAUAGAUUAUAAUACCGUCUAAUAUGGAAGUUCAGGAAGUGACUGUCUUGUUAACCAGGGAUAACAUAGAUUUAAACAAUUUUUAUAAAUCGUUUUCAACUCUUCACGCUGAAUCCAAUGGUGUAGAAGAACUAAUCAUUAAAGUAUGGGAGCUUAUAGGACAAGACGUGCUGUUGAAAGAUAUUGUAUAUUUAUCACUUUUGGCCAACAAGAAUUUUGACCUUUUAAAGAGGUCUAUUAGGUGGGAUAAAAAUACGUUUCAGUUGAAUAUUAAUGAUGCAAGUUCCUAUUUUGAUUAUACAGUUUUCUUUAAAAAUCAUUGGUUUAAUGAACUGAUUCACUGUGUUGAUUUAAAAGCCCUCGAAACAUUCCAAAUACAAACGUGUGAUAAGAUUAUUCUCUUACAAAUUAUUAAUGCAAUUAACAACACAUCAGGAGAAAUUGAUAUAAAUUGGUUAAUCAAUAGAAUUGGUGGAAUUAAUAUAGCCAAUAUUAGUGAUAUCUGGACUUAUUUCAUCAAUGAAAUUAAGUAUUUAUUGAAAGUUGUAGAAUUUUGCCAGUCUAGAAGUAGUACUAGUAAAAGUUUAGAAAAACUACAUUUUGCUGGGAGAUAUAGUCUACUUGAGAUAUUUUCUCAAUAUUUAAAUCUGCACAAUGACUGUAAUGAUUGUAAUUUCUUUUUAUCUGACACUAUUUCUUCAAAUUUGUCACACCAUGAGGAUUUUCAAGACCAGUUAAAGACUCUUACCUGUUACAGCAUCAUAUCCCAGUUUUUUAAACUUAUAAUUCCUUAUAAGAGCUUAGAAAAAGUCAAUGUUAAUGAUGAAAUUCUAAAUAUUCAAAAGGAACUAAUUAAUAUUGAGGACUUCUCUAUGCAAAUUGACUUGUUAGAAUUGGUUUUUGCCAUGAUCUUCAUGAAGAAAAGUCAUAUUAAACAUUCUGUCAACACUGAUGAGACACAUGAUUAUUCAUCUAUGUUUGUUUGCAAUCAACAAGAAGUUAGAUUAAUUCUCUUCACACUCAAAGAAGUGAUAGAUCACAUAUGGCUAAAGAAUUUAUAUCCACCAGGAUCGGAUGAAAUAAAAAGGUUGGAACAGUUGAGGAAAUAUGUUUUUGAUGCACUGUGGAGAUUAGAGAUUAUAGAGAAUCUGAAAAGUGGUUUAAAAUGCGAGAAAAACUUACUUUACUACAUGUUGGCUGAACCAGAAGCAUUGGUGAACAUAUGCCUAAAAUACGGACAUUUUGCAAGAGCAUCUGAAGUUCUUGAGAUCUUCAAUUUAACAGAGACACCUUUGGCGCAGAAAAUUUACUACGCAGGCCUUCUCGAAGAGUUAAAAAUCAACCUAAAGAGAACCGCCAAAAUCAAAUUAAUGCCUGACGUCGACAAACACAGUCCCAAAUUCAACUAUGAAGAAAUCGUCAAAAAGUUCCUUCAAAAACACCCCACCAUCCCAGACGAAGAUUCUGACAAAAUCAUCCAACAAAACCGAGAUAUUUAUCCAUUUUUGGAACACUACCGUUCUGAAAAAAGUGUCUUUUUAAACGUCUUGGACCUAGCGAUCACUCAGUCUUCAUUUUUUGAAGAUACAGCUUCGCUGUUCAACCUUGCCUCGAAAUAUAACAGCCUCAGUGAAACUGAAUCUCAUUUUUCGCGUUUUGGUAGAUCUUUGAAGCUAUUGUUUGAUGAAAUUGGUCCUUGCAAUAAAUAUUCAGCCUCGGAUAUUCUUUUAAAUAGUAGUAUAAGUUUAGAUGUAGAAAAACACAAGGAACAACUAGAGUUUUAUAUAGAAUUAGAGACGUUAUACACGAAAUUUUGCAAUGCUUUAACAAUAGACGAAGAUGGAGUGUUUAACAAAAACCAUCUUAGUCAUCAAAUUUUAUUACAUAUCAGCAAACUCUGUUGUCAAGAUCCUGGUUCAGUAAAAUACCUUCAGAAGCUUUUCAAUUAUUUGAAAGCCUUCUCUGAAGUUUUGUACAUUGAGUCCGAUACAUCAAACUUAAUUUCCAAUAACAAAAACACUUCUUUUUUUGAAUUACUCACAUACAAUCGCUCAGAGCUUAUGGGGAAGCUUUUAUUUGAAUUAAACUUAGACCCUAUAGAGUUUGAGAAGUAUUUCAAGAAGCUGAAGUUGGAUUUCCUGUAUCACGUUACAGGCAACUGUUUUCCAACCAUUAACCUCCACAUGGAGGAGGAUAUUGAUGAAGACGAAUUAUACCACGAGAAUUUUCUAUAUACGCCUAAUAAAGCUGUUAUAGCGUACAUUUUAAAAAGGAACAGACUUCUGGCUUUGAUUUUAAACGAAAUGUACCACGUAGAAGGCGUUGAAGUAGAUGUCAACGAGACUAGAAUACAGAAUCUACUGAACUAUCUCAGACUACCUAGGAUUGAGCACUUGAAGUGCAUGUAUAAUGACAGCGAGAUUCUUACUGUGCUACAGAAUGAUAUUCCUUACAAAAAAGUGAAAGAUUUCGUUGAUUCAGAGAUGGGAAGGCACGACUUCACCUCAUCGACUUUUACCAAUCAGAGUUUUGAAGCUGCUGAAGAGAUUUCGGAGGAAGGGGUGACGUCAGUAUGGAAAAGACUUGCUGAUAUGAUCGAUAGUAUCCCUGAACGUCAAAAUUAUAAAGAACAAAGAUUUUCGGAGUUAAGAGAUAUGUUGUUAGCGAAGUUAGUAACAGACGCUUUUGAGUGUGAGUACUACAAAAACGUACUGUAUAUAAAAGACAGAGAUAUUAGAAUCAAUUUGUUGUUGGAUAAUAUGAAAACUUGGCCUAUGGAUUUUUGCGUGAAGUGUAUUAAAGAUGAAAUAUCUCGAUUUGAUGUUAUCGAAGAUGAGAAGAUUGAGGAACUGAAGGCUUGGUUGAAGCAUAUAGAGCAUAGUAUGAUGGUGAUGGAGGUGUUGGGAAUCACGGCAUGGUCAGAUAUGUAUAAUAUGUGUGCGUUUGAACCGACCAGAGUUAUUACGAAGUUGCUUAUUGCACAAAAGAUCGAUUUACUCAUCGAAGUCAUCGAUCUCCACGAAGUCAGCAACACGAUGCUCCUUUGCGUCGACGCACAAUUCCUAGCACAAACCUUUGAAAUCGAAGACAACCUAAAUUCUGUCGAGUCGCUCUUAAAAAUUCUCCCACAACCUCACUGCAUCGCUGUCUGCAAAGAAUUCUUAAAUACUCUGAAAAACGUCGACCACUUGCAGUUUAUCGCGAACGUCUUGUCCACUAUCUCUGAAGAUAGACAUUUGAGCAACAUAUCUUUAAGUUUGAAAAUUCUUUCCGCCUUUCCACCAAAUGAACACGCUCAACACUUGUUGGCUUUGUUAAAUGAUCCUUUAAGCAUUAUAGAGGGUCUAGUAAUGAACACGAAGCUAGACAGGUUAGGUGCAGUUCUUAAACUGAUCACUGAUCUGAUCCCUGUUUGUGAUUCGGACGAUUGUAGUGUUUCUGUUGAGAGCAUCGACGAGUUAUUGAGGCAUUACGCUAGAAAAAGUCUAGAUUUUCGUGUUGUCACACAUUUAGUGACUAAACUUAAACCUUCUGAAGCUGGGAGUCUCAAAUCUUCAAGCUCUUUCGCAGGAGAUACUCCUCACAGAAGUUUUGUUAUGCCAGAAGAUGUACCUACCAAACAAGAAUGGGUUCAAAAUACGGAAGUAACCGAAUGCAUGUGCUGUUCUAAUGUCCUGUUUUCGAUGUUCAACAGAAGACAUCAUUGUAGACGUUGCGGUAGAGUCGUCUGUAGCGCUUGUUCAAAAAAACGAAUGAUCGUUCAUAACUACGGAGAUAUUCUGGUUAGAGUCUGUUUGGAUUGUUUCCACGAGACCUUUAAAGAUCAGUCUGUAAGCGAGGAUAACCGGUCUUCCUGGUCACUUAUUGAUGACUUCUGGAUACUGACAGAUGAUCCAGAACAUAACAGGAUAGUAAGAGAGGAGUUUUCUUAUGAAUUCGCUCCCAGCGUCUCCCUGUUCCUUUCCUUAAUGAAAUUUCACUCAAAAACCGAAGAAUACUCUAAAUUUUUACUAGAGCAAUGUGAGGUUUUGUUAAAGUUGCUCAUGCCAAGUAAUGAGCUCACUAGGGAGAUAGAUUACUUGCUGGUUAUAAGGAUGUUAAAGUCCUUAGCUGUAGCUGUGAAAAUGGCCUCUCUGGAUACUAGUCUACAGUAUGGAUCUUCUAUAGCAGAUACAAUAAUGAAUCAGGCUUCUUUAUUGGAAUUAUUAGCUGAAAGGGGUUGUUUGCAGCUUCUUCCAGUCAUUGGAGAAUCUCCUUUCGUAGAUGCCAUAUCGAUAAGACGACUGACUGAUAAAUUAUUGGAAACAGAACAGUGGAAUUUGGCUCUGGAAGUGUCCACAAAGGCUGGACUUGAUAAUUCUGGUGUUUUUGUAGCCUGGGGAAAAAGUUGCCUAAAGGCAGGCUGCCUGAUGUUAGCCAGGGAAAAAUUCAGCAAAUGUCUAGACAGAACCGCGUCCCACCACGAAAUGACAUACCUGGAGUUCCAAACUUCCACUCUGAAGGUAGCUAAAACCCCACCCUUGCUGAACGACAUCAUUAAGAUUCUAGAGUCCAAGAAAGAGUCCAUAGAUGAAACCGUCCUCAAGACGGUGGAUGGUUUGAAAUUUUCCGGAUCUACUACGACCCUAAACCAAAGUAGUACUUCGGCAUUUCAAUCUGAAGGUGCUUUGUUUAUUUUAAACAAAAUCAAUAACUUGAAAGACAUAGAAAAUGGGAGUUAUAACUCCACAAAAGAUAAAUUUGCUGGGUUUAGUAGUCCAAGACUCGAUCCAGUCAUCUAUGAAGAAUGCGUGUAUUAUUUGGCGAAAUAUGGCAACAGUGUCAGUUUGGUGGAGUUUCAUUUGAAGUAUAAACAAUACGAGAAGCUUCUGAGGUACAUGGUUGAGAAGAGGCUGAGUCAUGAAGUUUUUAUUCAUAUUUAUAUGAAGUGUUUGAAGGAGGGGACUGUUGAGUUGUUGCAGGCUUACAUGUCGCAGAUUGAUUCUUCUUUAAUGAUAUGGCAGAACUAUUUGAGGAAAAUAUGCUUCCACUUGGAAAAACAGAACCUACUGAAUUGUUUAUAUCAAUUGCAACAAUAUAUGGGCGAUUAUGUCAGAGCGGCCAUGACCUGUAUUCGCUUCUACGAACAAAACUCGUCUUCUUUUACCGAUUUAGUAGCUAAUAAGUUAUUUAUGGAAAAAUCCGUAGAACAUCUCAAGCAAGCUCUGGAACAAGAACAAUGGGUGGAUGUUUCACCAGUUGAGAUGACAGAAUCGAGAAUGUCGUUUGAGGAAAAAAGCAUCACAAAUCCUUUACUGAUUAAGAAAAUGAGCUACAGAGAUAUAGAGAAAAAUAUGCAAACUAUCCAUAUACAGUGUCAAGUGACGCAGUUUUUGGCUAAUAGGGAAUCUUCUGGAGUAUUCCCUAUGCAAAUUUACAGCAAUAUACUUCCCAAUCCUGAUAACUUGCCCAGAGAUAAAAUUAAGAUUCCUACACUUUUUGGUUCAGCAGAUGACAAGAAGUUUUUGGCGGUACUGUGUAUUAUUUGUGGAGAAACGGUACCCGAAGGAUUCAAAUUUGCUAUUACGAUUAUUAACGAAUUUAAACUAAAACCUAUCAAAGUGUUCAAUGAAGCAGGCAAGUAUUUAGCUCAGACCGAAAAAUUCGGAUCUAUAGCCGAACUGGUCGACAUUAUACGGAAAAAUAGCGACGCCGGAGACAAGACUGUGACGGAGAUGUGCGACGAGAUGCUGAUACACGCUGUUGCCACGUUGACCAAAGCUAGAGCACCCGAAGCUCAAGUCGAAAGUUUGAUUAGGUUUAUAUCGGACAAGGCUGUGAAAAUUUCAGCUUAUAUUGAAGCUAGACAACUGAAAACCGCCUAUUUUUUGGCAACUAAAUACAAAAGAAUUAUGGACAUAAGGAGAAUUUUGAAAGAAGCUGAGAUGUUAAACCAACCAAACAUAAGAAUUCUCUGUCAGAAAGCUUUACAAAAGUAUUCACAAACUUCCAAUACAGACAGUGAAGCAAAAUAAAGACUAUAGUCUGUCUAAUGGGAGGAUCCCUGACAGUUGUGUCUGUCAUUUUAAUUCACAGGCCAAUCGUAUUUUCAGUCAUUUUUUGGAUGUCGUCUGUCGAAAUCUUCCCAGUCAUCGGACAGACUAUAUACAUAUUAUACAUCCUAUACCAAACCAUAGUUACUAUAUUAUGAUUAAGAAUAAAUAUAAGUUGAUGAGCCCUAAAAAGUUUUAAACUGACAAUCAUACUCUAUUUAGUACCUAUCAAAGAAUUUUUUAAGAAUUAUAAUUUGGCUGAUAUUUCUAGGAUUUAAAUUAAUUAUAUUUAUUUAUCAUCAUACUGAUAUAUUUAAGGCUCGUGCAUGUGAAAUGAUUCCAAAAAUUAGAUAUUAUUUAAAAACCUUUAUAUUUAGUGAGUUAUUUUUUAAGACUAAUAUAAACACAAUAAGACAUAAUAUAUUGCAAUACUGUUUAUUUUGAUUAUUGUUAUUAAAAAGAGUAGUUAGCAUAUGUUAUGCUUUUGACAUAUUGUUAUAUUUUUACAUGUUGAUUAUUAUAUAUUUUUAUAAACUUCUACAUAAUCUAUAUUUUUUUAUUUGUAUAAAUAAAAUAUUAAAAUAAAUUAAUGUGAUUAUUGAUUUCUUUCCCUUAAACAACUUCAUAAAUAAAUAACAAUAUUUUUGAAUGAAAUAUCAGUUUUCUUAAGAUUAUGAGAAUUAUUCCCUCCACCAAUCCAGUAUGUCUUUUUUCAAUUUUGGGUAAAAAAA
This is a messenger RNA of Sitophilus oryzae (rice weevil), 6925 nucleotides long. RefSeq names its product zinc finger FYVE domain-containing protein 26 (gene Sptz). The transcript has 9 exons. Gene Ontology annotation, molecular function: metal ion binding; phosphatidylinositol-3-phosphate binding. Gene Ontology annotation, biological process: mitotic cytokinesis; regulation of cytokinesis; double-strand break repair via homologous recombination. Gene Ontology annotation, cellular component: lysosomal membrane; midbody; centrosome. The record is from RefSeq and is a predicted model, not a curated record. Lineage: Eukaryota; Metazoa; Arthropoda; Insecta; Coleoptera; Curculionidae. The coding region runs from base 186 to 6176 and encodes 1996 amino acids.